Molecule: messenger RNA, 1784 nt
Organism: Eimeria tenella
Lineage: Eukaryota; Apicomplexa; Conoidasida; Eucoccidiorida; Eimeriidae
Product: mRNA capping enzyme, large subunit family, putative
Exons: 6
Source: RefSeq, a predicted model, not a curated record
GCGCCGACCCCGCGGGCGAAGACCUCGAGGACUCGCGGGUGCUCAUCUACAGCUUCGCCAACUCCCAGCAGCUCCAGCACCAGCAGCAGCAGCAGCAGCACCAGCAGCAGCAGCAGCAGCAGCAGCAGCAGCAGCAGCAGCAGGUGGUGCAGGUCUCGCAGCAGAUGCUGCUGGGCAAGAAGCUGAUUUACCGCCCGCGGGCCUCGCGGCACCUGCAGGUGUCAGUUUUGUCUGAGACGAGCUACACCCCCCCCAGCAGCAGCAGCAGCAGCAGCAGCAACGGCAGCAGCAGCAGCAGCAACGGCGCUGGAGAGGAGUAUGAGGAGGGGCGGCUGCCGCCGGAGCUGCUGAGCGACCUGCAGCGUCUUGGGCUCGUAGGGGACACAGCAGCAGCAGCAGCAGCAGCAGAAGAAGCGCCAGCAGCCGCAGCAGCAGCAGCACACCGGCAGCGGCUGGUGCUGCCGGAGUGGGUGCUGGAGCUGCGGUGCGAAGCCGAUGAAGGAGACACAGAAAGCCACCCCGAGUUGCUGCUGCAGCAGCUGCAGCAAAGAGCAGCAGCAAGCAGCAGCGGGAGAGGAGCUGAUGUGGACUUGAGCGACGAGACGCGGCGGCUGCUGGUGCGGCUGUACGCGCCUGCAGAGUGUUUGCUGCUGCAGCGGCGGAAGCAGCAGCAGCAGCAGCAGCAGCAGCUGCUGCUGCAGCAGCCAGCGGCCUUCGACGCCCUCGUCGCGCUCUUCCUCCACAACCUCCAGGUCGCAGUGGCCGAGCCCCUCGAAGCAGCAGCAGCAGCAGCAGGAGCAGCAGCAGGAGCAGCAGCAGCAGGACCUGCUCUUUACUAUCCGGGGGCCCUGGGGGACCCCCAAGCUGCUGUUCAGUCUUUCUAUGAAAACAGAAUUGUCAAAGCAGCAGCAGAGUCCCCAAUUGCUGCUCUCCGGCUGCACAACAACCAAGCCAAACGAAUCCUGAUCAAAAUGCAAGUCAAGAGCGGCGCCCGCGUUCUUGACCUGGCCUGCGGCCACGCCCAAGACCUGUUCAAGUUCCUCGAGGCGAGGCUGCUGCCGGAGCACCUGCAGCAGCUGCAGCAGCAGCAGCUGCAGCAGCAGGAAACCGACGCCGCCGACGAGCUCGCCAGGGUCUACGAGCAGCAGCUAGCAGCAGCAGCAGCAGCAGAUAAAAGAGUUUUCUUUUCUGGAAAUUCUGUCUUUUGCAUAUUUUUCGAUGAAGACACUCUCGCCCGCAUUCUAGAGCCCUACCAGCUCCCGGAGCCGCGCGAGACGGAAGGCGGGCUGCCGCUGCUGGAGCUGCUGGCAGCAAAAGGGCUGGAGCGGCAGGCAGUGACGCUGGAGGUGCUGCAGCAGCUGUCGAGCAGCUACGGGCUUAAGUAUCACUUUUGGCUGCGCAGCAGCAUAGAUGCAGCAGAGUUUGUUUUCCCUUUUGCUGCUGCUCGUGCUGCAGCGCAGCAGCAGGGCCUCAGCUGCUGCCUCUCCGUCUCCUUCCCCCGCCUCCUCGCAGCAGCAGCUUCUCACCCCACAACUGCAGCAGACACUCUCAAGUGGCUGCAGCAGCAAAAGCACAAAAGAAACAGGCAGCUGACUCCGCAGCAGCAAGCUGCCUUUGCCCUCUACAAGGCCUUCGCCUUCGUCAAGGACGCACCCAGCAGCAGCAACAGCAGCAGCAGCAACAGCAGCAGCAGCAACAGCAGCAGCAGCAACAGCAGCAGCAGCGGCGCUGCGCAGCAAACGGGCGCGAGCGAGGGCAACAGCAGCAACAGCAGCAGCUUGUGA